Penicillium crustosum is the source of this 1320-nucleotide messenger RNA. RefSeq names its product proteasome regulatory particle base subunit RPT1 (gene rpt1). Gene Ontology annotation, biological process: proteasome-mediated ubiquitin-dependent protein catabolic process. The transcript has 4 exons. The record is from RefSeq and is a predicted model, not a curated record. Lineage: Eukaryota; Fungi; Ascomycota; Eurotiomycetes; Eurotiales; Aspergillaceae. Bases 1 to 1320 code for a protein of 439 amino acids. Gene Ontology annotation, cellular component: proteasome regulatory particle, base subcomplex. Gene Ontology annotation, molecular function: ATP binding; ATP hydrolysis activity; proteasome-activating activity.
AUGCCUAGCGCCACGGGUCAGAACUGGGAGAAGUACCAGAAGAACUACGCAGACGAUGAUGAACCAGAGAAGAAGAUCACACCCCUUACAGACGCUGACAUCGCAGUACUCAAGACUUACGGCGCCGCACCUUACGCGAAUGCGCUGAAGAAGCUCGAGAAGGAUAUCAAGGACAAACAGAACAGCGUGAAUGAAAAGAUCGGUGUUAAGGAAUCCGACACCGGUCUUGCGCCUCCACACCUUUGGGAUGUUGCCGCCGAUCGACAACGCAUGGCGGAGGAACAGCCACUACAGGUCGCGAGGUGCACAAAGAUUAUCCAGGAUGAGAAGGACUCGGACAAGAGCAAAUAUGUGAUCAACGUCAAGCAAAUUGCCAAGUUCGUUGUCAACCUAGGAGAGCGUGUUAGUCCGACAGAUAUCGAGGAAGGCAUGAGAGUUGGCGUCGACCGUAAUAAGUACCAGAUCAUGCUGCCCUUGCCGCCAAAGAUCGACCCUAGCGUGACAAUGAUGACUGUCGAGGAUAAGCCCGAUGUGACCUACGGCGAUGUUGGCGGAUGCAAAGAACAGAUCGAGAAGCUACGAGAAGUCGUUGAAAUGCCCUUGCUAUCGCCAGAACGUUUCGUGAACCUCGGUAUCGACCCACCCAAGGGUGCCCUGCUCUAUGGACCCCCGGGAACGGGAAAGACCCUUUGCGCCCGUGCAGUCGCCAACCGAACGGAUGCUACCUUCAUUCGUGUCAUUGGUAGUGAACUGGUGCAGAAGUACGUUGGUGAGGGUGCUCGGAUGGUCCGUGAACUUUUCGAGAUGGCUCGUACCAAGAAGGCAUGCAUCAUUUUCUUCGAUGAAAUUGAUGCUGUUGGUGGUGCACGUUUCGACGAUGGCGCUGGUGGUGACAACGAAGUUCAGCGAACCAUGCUGGAACUGAUCACACAGCUGGAUGGAUUCGACUCUCGUGGUAACAUCAAGGUCAUGUUCGCUACCAACCGUCCUUCCACACUUGACCCAGCCCUGAUGCGUCCUGGUCGUAUUGAUCGUAAGAUCGAAUUCUCGCUGCCGGAUGUGGAGGGCCGUGCCAACAUUCUCCGAAUCCAUGCCAAGAGCAUGUCCGUCGAGCGAGACAUCCGUUGGGAGUUGAUCUCACGAUUGUGUCCCAAUGCUACAGGUGCCGAACUUCGCAGUGUUGCGACUGAGGCAGGUAUGUUUGCUAUUCGGGCUCGUCGCAAGGUGGCUACCGAGAAGGACUUCUUGGCCUCUGUUGAGAAGGUGAUUAAGGGCAACCUCAAGUUCAACUCGACGGCGACAUAUAUGCAGUACAACUAG